CCACCAUUUUGCUUUGUUUACCGUGCUAACUGUGUGUUCGCGUAUUGAGUGGCCGAUCAAAAUAAAAUUUUGGAGGAUAUGGACCUCUGUGGUAGGAUUUUUCCAGUGUUUUUGACUGAAGUGGUUGAGUGUGAAGGUUUUUGGCCGAAUUGAACGAUAGUUUUGGAGAACCCAAGCCAACGCAUGAGGUCAAAACAUCGUUGCAGUAUUCCGAAAUAAGGCCCGCCACCAUUAGCCGCAGCGAAGUCCAUAUUGCUCUUCAGUUUUCCACUCCUUCAACGUUAAGGGUGCCAUGGCUUGGUUAGACAGCCCGACACGUCGAAGGAGCUAACAGUUGCAACGAUGACAAGCUCGAAUAAACAGUGAUCUUCCUAUUACGAACACCAACCAGAUUAAGACAAGCGAUAAAUGAAUCGACUAGUGUAAAACUGAACAGUGCCGCCAUUCGAAUAGACACCAUGAAGUACGUCUUCCUCAUCAUUGCCAUCGUGCUAGUUACGAACGCCCUCGCGUCAUCGAUAAUAACGCAUCUGGACCCGUUGGACCAAGAGGGAAAAUGCGAACCGAUCACGAUCCCGAUGUGCCUCGGUAUCGGCUACAAUUCCACCAGGAUGCCCAACGAACUCAACCACGAAUCUCAAGACGAAGCCGGGUUGGAGGUGCACCAGUUUUGGCCCCUGGUGCAGAUCAAGUGUUCGCCCGAGUUGAAGUUCUUUUUGUGCUCUAUGUACGCUCCGAUCUGCCUGCCGGCCUACCAAAAACCCCUUCCGCCUUGCCGGGGCCUGUGCCAGAGAGCGCGCGAAGGCUGCGAGCCGAUAAUGCUCCGCUACAACUUCAAAUGGCCUGAGAGGAUGGAUUGCGAUCUGUUCCCCGUGUACGGUGCUUCGCCUGACGUCUUAUGCAUGGACCAGAACAACGCCAGUAGCUCCACCACUUCAAAACCGCCGUCGAAAGGGAAAAAUUCCAAAUCUUGUAAGGGUUCAAAAAACUGCACAAGUCCCCACGGAGACGCAAAAAGAAGCGGAAGGGAGUGCAAGUGCCAUUGCCAAAAUCCGCUCGUUCUCCUGGGGAGAGAAUCAACCUCUCUAAACAGAAGCGUCGCAGGCAUCGCAAAUUGUGCCCACCCGUGCAAGGAGACCUACUUCAAAGCGGACGAGAAGGAGUUCGCGACACUAUGGAUAACACUAUGGUCAGCAUUAUGCGCAGCUUCAACCUUAAUGACACUAACCACAUUCUGCAUCGAAACGGAACGUUUCAAAUACCCUGAGAGGCCUAUAGUGUUUUUAUCGGCCUGUUACUUCCUAGUCUCUAUCGGUUACCUCAUAAGAGUUUGGUUGGGACACGAAGCUGUGGCCUGUGACGGACCCAUCAUCAAGUACAAUCUCAACGGUCCCAGUGCAUGUUUCUCCGUUUUCUUUCUGGUGUACUUCUGUGGAAUGGCCUCGUCUAUCUGGUGGGUAGUCCUGUCAUUCACGUGGUUCCUAGCAGCUGGAUUGAAAUGGGGAAAUGAAGCCAUAGCGAGCUACUCCGUUUAUUUCCAUUUCUUCGCAUGGUUCAUACCAUCCCUGCAGACCAUCGCGGUUUUACUAUCCAGUGCCGUGGACGGCGAUCCGGUUUCUGGGAUCUGUUACGUCGGAAACAUGAACAUGGAAAACCUCAGGACUUUCGUACUCGCGCCUCUCCUGGUCUAUCUCCUCCUCGGUACCAGCUUCCUAUUGGCGGGUUUCGUGUCGCUGUUCAGGAUCCGAAACGUGAUCAAGAAGCAAGGCGGUGUUGGAGCCAACUGCAAGACCGACAAACUGGAGAAACUGAUGAUCCGUAUCGGGAUAUUCAGCGUGCUGUACACUGUUCCGGCAACAAUAGUGAUCGGUUGUUACCUAUACGAAAACGCUUUUCACGAGGAAUGGCUGAAAUCGCUCGCUUGCACCUGCCCAAACACUAGUAUUAUGACUUACAGGGAGAAACCCCUGUAUUCGGUUCUGAUGCUCAAAUACUUCAUGACGCUAGCUGUAGGGAUAACGUCGGGAGUGUGGAUAUGGUCGGGUAAGACCCUGGACUCGUGGCGACGAUUCUGGAGACGAAUGUUCGGCAAACCCGAUUUCACCGGUGCUAACGCUGUGCUGAUCAAGAACCGACCGGGUAAACCGCCCCCGCAGUAUUUGGUGGCGGGACCGGGUAGUGCGUCGUUACUUGGUCCUGCCGGCAGCGUGGCGUCCGCCAGCCAGCACCAUCUUCACCAUCACGUUCUCAAGCAACCCCCAUUAAGUCACGUAUGACAAGCAGGCGAGGGGACCAACGCAGUUUUAGUUUCUCACGCUCCACAAGGAUCGGGACCGUCGCUGAGUAACUAUGGACCCAUUUGAGUGACCGCUUUGGUCCCUCGCCACUCGGUCACAGCGCUCUAGUCUUUUCCACGUGCCAUCUAACUUUCCUCUGCCGAUGGACACUUUAUUUUGUACAGGUGCAACUAUUUUUUUGUAUUAUAUACAUAUUAUAUUUAUUUUUGUGAACUUGCUAAAGGCGAAGUUUCCUUAUUCAAUGUGAUUCUUUAAUUUUAUACAUGAUUCCACCACAUACAGACCAGUGAAGUUGGUUGUUACGAACCAACCUCAACCUUGUUAAAAGUUUUCUGGUCUUAUAUGCAUUGAACUUAAUCUACUCAUUUUCUGCUUGAAAUUUUUUCAUGCGAAAAAAUUUAUAUAGCGGCGGGGAUACUCUCGAAAAAUUUGUCGUAUAUUCAACUAGGAUUUCAUGUUAAUCGUAAGAAUAUUGUCGAAUUAAGACUUGAUGACGUACCAGGCAUAAUUGUAAAUUUCACAUGGCUAAUAAUAAAAUCCACUGUAAACGGACACCUCUUGUAAUAAUAAAAUGGGAGGAAGAACUUUUCACGGAAAUACGUACAUAUUCAGUUUCAGUCAUUAAACUUUUAACAGUCAGUGUUGCAGUUUGGAACGUAAAACAUAAAUCUCGACACAAGGUUCAAAAUAAACAAUGACUUGGUAAACUCCACAUGUGAUUUAUGAGGUAAAACUCGACUAUUUGUUUGUUGAUGUAUUCGGUUGAAAUUAAUCAACUUGUAACUUAUUACUGCCUUCGAGUGGAAGUAUAAUUUUAUUCUUCCACAAAUACCGUUUUAUAAACGUAGCGUUUAAUCUUGCGAAAUCAGCACGAAAUUGAACACACUCAAAGUGAGAUUUAUAUACGUAAUUAGAUUAAUUUGAAAAAUGUAACGUUGGUGAAAUUGAAUGCUUGAUAAUAUUUCAAUAAAAUUCCAGAGCUUUCAAACGCUAUGUUUCAGAAUGAGGCCAAAAAAAACGCGAUAGAACAAAAUUAUCUAUUAUCGAAACACUUAAGAAAAUCAAGCCAUAAGCAGUGCCAUAAAUUCAUACAAUCUGAAAUAUCGGGACCAUGUAAAAUAUUUUAUUGAAAUAUUAAAGGUACGAUUUUGUAUAAUUCAUUGUGAAUAUUUGUACAAUAUUUGAUAUAAGUAUUCCCGUAGUAUCGUAAACGAAAUUUUUUGUAAUAAGAAUACAUAAUCUUUUGUACUUACAACUUUAUCGACCUGUAAAUAUUAAAUAUACGUGUAUGUAAUAGUAACUGAAGCUGCUGUAGUCGAUGUGUAUCGAGCGAUAAAUUUUAUUAUUCUCGACCUGUAUCAAUGAAUACCAAGGCUUUAUUAAUUCACAAUAUGAUAGAACAUAUCAAAUAUGGAAUCAUCCAGAAAUUGUAUCCUAUUUGAUUCAUUUGAUUGUUGAUUUGUAAGUACUAUUUAUUUGUUUUGGAGGCCACGAAAUUCGAUAGGCCAAUCUCGAAAAAAUACUCUUUUUUGGUAAUACUGAAAUAUAAAGUUGUAUGUUUAACGUUUUGUGAUGAUAGUUUUGUCCCUUAUUUGAAAUUUUAAUGGUUUAGGUGACGAAGCACAAAAUUAUAUUUCUGUAUAUUUACUUUUUUACAUUUGUACAGUGAAUCAUUUUUAUUUAUAUGAAUGAGUGUAAAAACCUUAAGCUAAGUAAUUGUCUGUAUGCUUCGAAAUGUAUACGAUUCUGAAUAUAUUUUAUUGUUCAAAA
Coccinella septempunctata (seven-spotted ladybird) is the source of this 4067-nucleotide messenger RNA. Its product is annotated as frizzled-2. NCBI's taxonomy places the organism in Eukaryota, Metazoa, Arthropoda, Insecta, Coleoptera, Coccinellidae. Gene Ontology annotation, biological process: non-canonical Wnt signaling pathway; canonical Wnt signaling pathway. The record is from RefSeq and is a predicted model, not a curated record. Gene Ontology annotation, cellular component: plasma membrane. The coding region runs from base 459 to 2276 and encodes 605 amino acids. Gene Ontology annotation, molecular function: Wnt receptor activity; Wnt-protein binding. The transcript is spliced from 5 exons.